Xyrauchen texanus (razorback sucker) is the source of this 3867-nucleotide messenger RNA. Its product is annotated as epsin-1-like. The coding region runs from base 583 to 2508 and encodes 641 amino acids. The record is from RefSeq and is a predicted model, not a curated record. Gene Ontology annotation, molecular function: clathrin binding; phospholipid binding. Lineage: Eukaryota; Metazoa; Chordata; Actinopteri; Cypriniformes; Catostomidae. The transcript is spliced from 13 exons. Gene Ontology annotation, cellular component: plasma membrane; endosome; clathrin vesicle coat. Gene Ontology annotation, biological process: endocytosis.
CGGAAGCGGAAGUUCCGCCAUCUCCUCGUACCAUCAGAGUAACGGCAGGGUCAGUACAGACGAUAUAUUUCACAAAGUAGCUCUAUUAUAGUUUUAAAAUCAGUUACAUUACAUUGUAUAUAUUUAUACGACGAACCGGACUCGAGAGGUGAUAGUUGUUAAGUUAAAUCACUGUCGCCUCUCUCUGUCACACACUCACUCGCAUCUCUUUAUGAGUUCAGUUAGCAUAGUGCCGCGCGCACAUCUCUUAAGUGAGUGUUUUUAAAUCAGCACCGUUACAGAGACAACAACAACAACGUCUUCCUUUACUCCAAUCCUCCUGUCUUCACUACACGGACUCUGUUUUCUCCUUGAUGUCUGAUCGUGUUUGAGAGCGAGAACUGGAGCUCAGCUUGGUUAUUUCACUCCAAAUCUGUGCUUCUGGGCCCCGAUGUGGCCGUGUGGAGGUUUGGAACAGUGGACAGGCUAAACACUGAGAGCUCUGUGGCCCUGACCUGAGCACGCACACAGUGAGACAGAGAGGGGGGGGGAGAGAGACCGACACUCCCAGAUUUAGCACAACCUGAUAGCCAGCCUGUUGCCAUGUCGACAUCAUCGCUUCGGCGGCAAGUGAAAAACAUUGUUCACAAUUACUCUGAGGCAGAGAUAAAGGUUAGGGAAGCAACCUCUAAUGACCCAUGGGGUCCCUCUAGUUCUCUGAUGUCAGAGAUUGCAGACCUGACAUACAAUGUAGUGGCCUUCUCAGAGAUCAUGAGCAUGGUCUGGAAGAGACUCAAUGACCAUGGCAAGAACUGGAGACAUGUCUAUAAAGCUAUGACUCUAAUGGAGUAUCUGAUAAAGACAGGUUCAGAGCGAGUGGCACAGCAAUGCAGGGAAAACAUCUAUGCCGUUCAGACACUCAAAGACUUCCAGUACAUAGAUAGAGAUGGCAAGGACCAGGGUGUGAAUGUACGGGAAAAGGCCAAGCAACUGGUGACUCUGCUAAAAGACGAGGAAAGGCUAAGAGAGGAAAGAAUCCAUGCACUCAAGACCAAAGAGAAGAUGGCACAGACCAGCAGUGCCUCUUCGGCCCCUUCUGCUCCUGCUUUAGGGGGAGGACUGCACACAGGACCAGAUGCUGAGCAGGCUUGGCCCCAAAGCUCAGGAGAAGAGGACCUGCAGCUACAGUUGGCACUGGCUAUGAGCAAGGAGGAGGCGGAGCAGACUAGCACUGACCCUCUGGAAGAUGCAGAGCUCCGCUACGCACUCACAGUCAGCAAGGAGAUUCACCAAAAGGAGGAGCGUCUGCGCAGGGGGGACGACCUGAGGCUGCAGAUGGCCAUCGAGGAGAGUAAGAGGGAGAAAGCCAAGCCCGAGGAGUCGUCUCUGAUGGAGUUGAGUGCGGUAGAUCCAUGGGGGGUCCCUGCAACAGGCUCUGCGGGACCCUCUCCUCCUCCCGUUUUGGCUCCUGCACCUACCACUGGACCUUGGGGCACUGCUGACCCUUGGGGAGCCGUCUCCCCUGCCUCUCCGCCAAGUGCUGACCCCUGGGGUGGAGCACCACCAACAGUAGCCCCAGACCCAUGGGCUGACACCUCAUCUGGAGUGAAUUCUGACCCCUGGGCAUCUACAGCUGUGACCCCUCCAAAUGCCAACCCUUGGGCUCCCUCUGUGGCUUUGACCCCUACCCCACUAUCAGGGUCGACUGAUCCCUGGGCAGCAGAAGGAGCUGCUCCUGCCACUGAUGGUUUGACCUCUGACCCCUGGAGUGGCUCAGUUAAACAGACCAAUGGCACAGCAGAUCUAGAGAGAAGAGGCUCCUCAGUGACAGGUGAUGCAGGGGGUGGAGGGAGCACAGGCUCUCCGGUGCCCUUUGACCUUUCAUCGCUCGGCUCCUCCCUGCCUGUUCGAAAAACACCAGAAUCAUUCUUGGGGCCAAAUGCAGCGCUUGUGGAUCUGGAUUCACUAGUAUCAUCAAAACCCAAACCUAAACAACCACCACCACCAAGCAUCUCCUCCGCAUCUCACAACCCCUUCCUUCAGACACAGGGUCCCUCCUCAUCAGGUAUGAGCAUUACACCGGGAAGUACCAUUUCCAGUCGAGGGGUGUCUCCAACCCCUCCUUCCACUUCUAAUCCUUUUGGCGCAACCCCAAUGGCAUCUAUCUCCCCUCAACCCUCUUCACUUGGUCUGAGCCAGCUCCGUGCAAGCCCUGUUCCCCCAAAUCCUAUGCUGGGUCACAUGCCUCCACCAAUGGUUCAGCCAGGGAUGGGCAUGCCAGGAAUGGGGGUCCCUAUGGCGGCCUCUGGUAUGGGCAUGGGAAUAGUACAGUCCAGCUCAAUGGGCAUGCCUUUUGGUGGAAUAUCCCCUAUGGGUCCAGCAGGAAACCCCUUGCUGAUGGGCCCGGUAGGCCCUGCGCAGCCUGCACUGAUUUUGGGCGGGCCAACAGGGGUUCACGGAGUAAUGGGAACAGGGGGAUCUGUGGGAGGUGGUGCCACAGGCACAAGCACCAAUCCUUUUCUCCUUUGAAAAUUUUUACCGAUCCCACGUGCUCUGUCCACUCAAGAACCAAUUCAAACCUGCCCUCCCAACACAAACAGUUUAUGUGUUUGACAAAAAAGAAAUGUGUACAUCUCUAUAUUUAAUGAAAAAAGUUAAAAACAAAAAUUGUAUUUUCUUUCACAAGAAAGCAUUUCAUUUUUUUUUUUUUCAUUUUAUUUUGCACAGUAUUUGAGGUCUUUUAUUUCCCUAUUAAAUUUGUAUAUUUUUUUUUCAGACAUGAGCAUGGAUGAUUGGCAGUGGUCAUUCAAUGAAUGCAGGCUGUCAAUAUUGUUAUAUUAGAAUGAUUAUUGCUAAAAAAACAUAGAAAGACUUAGAAAGUGGUAGGAAAGAAACAAGCCACUAAUGAACUGAUCUCAUGGAAUCAUACACCUCUUUCUCCCCUUCCAUUGAUAAUGGAAGAAAAAAGCCGGUGAGCCUCUGAUGAAAGAGUGCAUGAAGGAUGACUGUAAGACAAAAGGAGUAAUUUAAAAAGAGUGGAUUAAAAAGGGUUCUGCUCACCAUUUCAUUCUCGGCUCUAGUAAAAAUCAUUAAAUGGUUGUAUUUUAAUUUAAUUUAAUGUGUAAUCUUGUGUAAUUUAUUUUUUAUCUAAUGGCUCUGACUCCUGGGAACAAUAAACCAAGGAAAAUCACACUGGAAAUUGCCAUUGAAAGAGAUGCCUGCUUGGUCUCCUUGGAUCUGCGAAAUUUCAGUCCACUUCAUGUGAUUCUUAUACACUUGUGAGUUGCUGAAGUGGGGCUGUAUGUGUGUGAGCAUGUAUGUAUGUAUGUCUGUAUGUUGAGAGAGUCUGUGUAUGUUGAUGUGCCCAGUAUUUUCACUCAGCUCACUGCUGUUCUUUUGUUGGGGAUUUAGCAGCAUAGUCUCACAUAAUAACAGGAUCUUCUGUUAUAAGGGUCCUUUAUUUUCAAUUAUUUAUUUUUGCAGUUUUAUUCAACUGUAAAAAUCAAAGCAUUAAUUCAACACCUGUUCACGUGAAAGCCAGCGACUGUUCUUGCAUUUCACUUUACCACUUUUUCCUUUAUGAUUUACACAGAAAAUGGGGAGAGUAAAGUGUUAACGCUUUUGAAACUGAAAAAGAAAAUGAUCUGAAUGACAAAACUAAGUGAAAUCAUACUAUGAAAUCGGGGACUGAAUGAUGUAAUCCAUGCUGUGAACCUUUAUUUACUUUCAAUGAAUUAUUUUAUAUAUAUGAAAAUUAGAUAUUUCUCUAAUAUUGGCUAUGGUCAGAAAUUGUGUGGUGUUGACUGUGAACAUUCACAUUUAAAAAUAAAAUGGAAAAAAAAAAUCAAAGAAAUUUAAGAAAUAAAAAAAUAAAAUGAAAUAGUUCAA